Messenger RNA from Penicillium taxi, 927 nucleotides. RefSeq lists its product as uncharacterized. Lineage: Eukaryota; Fungi; Ascomycota; Eurotiomycetes; Eurotiales; Aspergillaceae. The record is from RefSeq and is a predicted model, not a curated record. The transcript has 2 exons. The coding region runs from base 1 to 927 and encodes 308 amino acids.
AUGGGUUGGUUCUGGGGUAGCAGCCAAAAUGAUCCCGUCAAGGAGCUCGACCCUAGUCUCCGAGAAUACCUCAAACAAGAGACUCCCGACAAAUAUGUGCCUGCGCCUGAUGUGAAGCAACCAACCUCUACAACGCCAUCCGAGUCAGAGACCGAUCCCUCGAAGCCCAAAGUCCCCCCUCAGUCGCUUUUUCAAGAUGGUCGCUAUGCUGAUCUGUGGAAGACCUAUAAUCCCACCGCAAAUGCUGAUGAAAGCAACGGAGUUCACGGAGCAGAGCGGGUGAUCGAAAAGUUCAAGGCUCGUGGGGAUACAGUGCAGCGGGCAGCAAUGGAGAACUGUGCCUUGGAGCACGAGGAUUUGACCUUCUGCUUCCAAACUGGUAACUGGAAAAAGCAAAUCGAGUCUCGCUUGACAAUGUGCGCAGCGGAGAAUGCCACCUUCUCCCGAUGCUUUACAACCCAGAGUAAAUUCCUCCAAGCCCUUGGCUACGCCUCAACCUUCGAGUAUGACGCCGAGAAAGAGGAGCGAAUUCAGUUGCACGCCGACAAGCUCUAUCAUCAAAUGCUAGACUACGAGAAGCGCGUAGAGGAGGCUAAGGCAGCUGGUGUUGAGCCACCACCCCUUCAAUCGCUCUUCCAGACCGAACAAACAAAGACUCCGGUAGCUCAGCCCAAAUCAAGUUCUACCCUUGAGAUUCCAGGUGGCGAGGCUAUCCCAGAAGGGUUCAAGCCCUCUAAGGCGCUGCACAAGCUCACACCACAUGAACGAGAGCUGGAGAUUCGAGCUCACAAUGCUCAGUUAAAGCAGCAUACACUCUACGCCGAAGAGGCCAGUCCCUUCAUGAAAUCCCAGGAGGAUGCGCGCGAGAAGAGAAGAGAAAAGGCUGUAAGCAUGUUCGGCAAGACACUUGGGAAAUGGAUGUCGUAG